This is a messenger RNA of Elephantulus edwardii (Cape elephant shrew), 1495 nucleotides long. It is a transcript of the gene CDR2, whose product is annotated as cerebellar degeneration-related protein 2, 62kDa. Lineage: Eukaryota; Metazoa; Chordata; Mammalia; Macroscelidea; Macroscelididae. The record is from RefSeq and is a predicted model, not a curated record. The coding region runs from base 125 to 1495 and encodes 456 amino acids. The transcript has 5 exons.
AGCUUGGGCGGCGGCGCGUCCCGCCCGCCCGAGGACGGCUCUGGCUGAGGGCGGAGGGCCGGGGACAGCGGCUGAGGCGGGACGUCGGCGGCGGGGACUGCUGCCCCCGAAAGACUCGGCCGAGAUGCUGGCGGAGAACCUGGUGGAGGAGUUCGAGCUGAAGGAGGACGAGCCGUGGUACGACCACCGAGACCUCCAGCAAGAUCUCCAGCUUGCUGCUGAGCUUGGGAAGACGUUACUGGAUCGGAACACAGAGUUAGAAGAGUCUCUUCAGCAGAUGUACACGACCAAUAAGGAGCAACUACAGGAAAUCGAGUAUCUGACCAAACAGGUGGAACUUUUACGGCAGAUGAAUGAACAGCAUGCGAAAGUUUAUGAGCAGUUAGAUGUCACAGCGAGGGAACUGGAAGAAACAAAUCAAAAACUAGUUGCUGAUAGCAAGGCUUCCCAGCAAAGGAUUCUAAGCCUGACGGAGACCAUUGAAUGCCUACAAAUCAACAUUGAUCGCCUGCAGAGCCAAGUGGAGGAGCUGAAGUCAUCUGGCCAGGGGAGGAGGAGCCAGGGGAGGUGCGAGCAGCAGAAGUCAGAGCCCAACUUCGCGUGUCUGAAGGAGCUCUACGACCUCCGCCAACAUUUUGUGUACGAUCAUGUGUUUGCUGAGAAGAUCACCUCCUUGCACAGUCAGCAAAGCCCUGACAAAGAAGAGAACGAGCACCUGAAGAAAACAGUGUCGAUGCUGCAGGCCCAGCUGAACCUGGAGCGGCAGAAGCGGCUGACUCUGGACGAAGAGUACGGGCUCGUGCUCAGGGAGAACAGCGAGCUGGAGCAGCAGCUGGGGGCCAUGGAUGCCUACCGGGCACGGGCGCUGGAGCUGGAGGCGGAGGUGGCCGAGAUGCGCCAGAUGCUGCAGGCUGAGCAUCCCUUUGUGAAUGGGGUCGAGAAGCUGGUUCCUGAUACGCUCUUUGUCCCUUUCAAAGAGCCCAGCCAGAGCCUGCUGGAGGAGCUGUUCCCGGUGGUGCCAGAGGCCCCUCGAAAGCCCCUGAAGCGCAGCAGCAGUGAGACAGUGCUGAGCAGCCUGGCUGGGGGCGACAUCGUGAAGGGCCACGAGGAGACCUGCAUCCGGAGGGCCAAGGCUGUGAAGCAGAGGGGCAUCUCCCUGCUGCAUGAAGUGGACACUCAGUACAGUGCCCUCAAAGUCAAGUACGAAGAACUGCUGAAGAAGUGCCAGGAGGAGCAGGACUCGCUGUCACACAAGGCUGUGCAGACCUCCCGGGCUCCAGCCAAGGACCUGACCCCAGUGAAGGCCCAGCCUGAGCCCGGCUCUGGGAGCUGGGAGCCGGCGUCACUUCCCCUGGAACCCGUCGGCUCCCCCACCGCCACCACACCGCCAGAGUAUAAAGCGCUUUUUAAAGAGAUCUUUAGUUGCAUCAAUAAAACCAAACAGGAAAUAGAUGAACAGAGAACAAAACGCCAGGCACUCUCCUCUCACUCUUAA